UUGUGUGUGUUUAAUCCACAGCGCCCUACAGCGGACGGGGUGUUGAGGGACGGCCACCUGAGUCUGUCUGGCCUGCAGAUGAGGGCCCACGCCAUGUUCUCCGCUCAGGGCCUCUCCAUGAGCAGUGAUACGCUGGAGUACGCCUGGCUCAUCGACAUGCAGGCGGGGGGGCUCACCGGCAGGGUCACUCUUCCACAGGUGGCAAGUAUGAUAGAGUGGGGUGAGACCUUCCUCUUCCAUGGGGUGUCCCGAGAGUUCCAACUAGAACAACCCAAGCCCUCUGUCAUCUGCCAGCACGGCGUUGACCGCCGCACCUGCGAUGCCAAGCUGAGCUGCCUACCCGGGCACUGUCGCACAUCAGAGGAGCUGAAGUACACCAUGACCCGACUGGCCAUGGAUGGGGUCGACCUCUUCGUCGUGGAGCAAGGCUGUGCUGCCAAUGUCAAGACGGCUAACGUUCGGGUAGCUAACUGCAACCUGCACAACCAAGCCGUGGGAGAAGGCAUCAGUGCAGUGGUGCAGGACGUGAACAUCCGGCAGUACAUCGAGCAGCAGCAGCACAGCGAGGCCGCCCGGCUGCAGACAGCUGGCCCGGGUCAAGGUCUGGGUCAGCCAUUAGGUCUGGGCCAGCCCCCCCUGCUGCGGCGCUCUGUCUGGCUGGAGGCGGGUUCGGUCAACCUGAACCUCAUCACAGCAGACAUCGCCCUGGCCGCUGACCACUCGGCCAAAUGUGAAGUGCAGAGGCAUUUUCUGGAGCUUCAUGAUGCACAGACCAAAAGACUCUGGUUCCUUUGGCCAGAAGACGUCAGCAUUCGCAACAAGCGUGGCAGGAACCGCUGCGGCUGUCUCGGAGGCUGCCGGUUCUUCGGAGGUACCAACAUGGGCCUGGACUUCUUCAAGCUUGAAGAGCUGACGCCGUCCUCCUCAUCUGCGUUCGGCUCUUCCAGCACGGAGCAGGACAUGUCUUACGGCCAGUCUUUGCUACAGCCAGGGGAGUGGAUUAUUACCAAGGAAACACCCAAAGUGGAUGGGAGAGUUGUGGGCCUGAAGAGGGACAUGCACUCGCCCUGCCUGCCUCCUGAGCUGCCGGAGAGGCGCGGUCAGCAGCACCUCAGUCUGCAGGUGCCCCAUCGCUCCCACAGCUCCGUCUCCUCCUCUGAGGAAAAUAGUUCUUCCAGUGCUGCGCUGCCCCUGCUGGCCGGAGAGAGAGACACUCCCUCACCGAGCACGGAGGAACGCAUGUUCCACGUGAACUGCAAAAGUCCUGCUGAGUGAGUAACAUCAACAACAUAUUGUAAAUUAAAGAGCAUUUUCACUGCAGUUACAC
Molecule: messenger RNA, 1327 nt
Organism: Notothenia coriiceps (black rockcod)
Lineage: Eukaryota; Metazoa; Chordata; Actinopteri; Perciformes; Nototheniidae
Exons: 6
Coding region: 79-1275 (398 amino acids)
Biological process (GO): synaptic vesicle endocytosis
Source: RefSeq, a predicted model, not a curated record